Arachis stenosperma is the source of this 395-nucleotide messenger RNA. RefSeq lists its product as uncharacterized. The transcript has a single exon. The record is from RefSeq and is a predicted model, not a curated record. The coding region runs from base 165 to 395 and encodes 76 amino acids. NCBI's taxonomy places the organism in Eukaryota, Viridiplantae, Streptophyta, Magnoliopsida, Fabales, Fabaceae.
AAUACCCCUCCCCUUUCUCUUCCGAUCCUCUCCCUCGCUUAUUCCCACCCUCUUCCCUUCCAUCUUCCUUAUUUUCUGCAUCUUCAAUUUUUUUUUCACAUAUUCCUCUUAAAAAUUAUUUUACACCCGAUAUUGUUUGGUGAGAUCUAUAAGAAAUAAUUAAAAUGGCAAGUACACCUGAAAAGAAGAGAUCAAGCUUCCCCCCAAAAAGAGGGCAAAUCAAAGCCGAAAUAUUUAACGGCUUAGCGAGCUCCGUGGUGUCCACGGUGUCCAUGGUGGGGGAAUCGCUUCGAAACAUGAUUGGAAACCGUGGCACAUCACCAUCUUCUUCCUCUACUUCUACCCCACCACCAAGUGCCUACAAUUCUGAGGGCAACAACGACGAUGUCUCCUAA